Auanema sp. JU1783 is the source of this 1365-nucleotide messenger RNA. NCBI's taxonomy places the organism in Eukaryota, Metazoa, Nematoda, Chromadorea, Rhabditida, Rhabditidae. The record is from the annotation of a GenBank genome assembly.
AUGGGCGCUCUUCUCGCGCUCCCAUGUGGAGCUUCGACAGCAUGCUGUUUUGGCAGUGCUGCAUGUUCUCUAUGCUGCUCAGCAUGUCCCACAUCUCGAAACUCUACGACAACUCGCAUAAUGUACGCUCUGAUGUUGUUUUUCGGUACAGUGUUAGCUUGCAUAAUGCUUGCUCCCGGUAUACAGGAGUACAUGGCUAAGCAUGAAUGGUUUUGUAAAGGAUUGAGUGAUUUGGCAGGCAUAACGUGUGAAAAGGCAACAGGCUUCCAAGCUGUGUAUAGAUUGUGCGCUGGAAUGGCAUCUUUCUUCUUUAUUUUGAUGAUAAUGAUGUUUGGUGUGAAGUCUUCGAAAGAUGGACGAGCAUCUAUUCAGAAUGGCUUCUGGUUCUUCAAAUACUUGAUGGUUAUUGGAUUGAUUGUUGGUUUCUUUUUCAUAAGCAGUGAACAUUUGGCAACACCAUUGAUGUGGUUCGGACUUCUUGGUGGUUUCAUGUUCAUUUUGAUUCAACUGAUCCUCAUUGUUGACUUCGCUCAUGGUCUUGCUGAGCAGUGGGUCGAAAGCUAUGAGGAAUCUGAGUCUAGAUGGUGUUUCGCUGGUCUUCUUGGAGUUUCUUUUGGAGGAUUCGCUGUGUCUCUCAUUGCUGUCAUCUUCAUGUACAUAAUUUACACAACUGGAGCUACAUGUGCUCUUCCAAAGUUCUUCAUAUCUUUUAAUAUGCUACUCUGCAUUGGUGUUAGCGUGAUAUCUGUCAUGCCCUUCGUCCAAGAAAGAAUGCCCCGCUCUGGGCUGUUACAAUCAUCAUUCAUCUGCAUGUAUGUCAUGUAUUUAACAUGGGCUGCUCUAGUGAAUAACCCAGAUAAGGAGUGUAACCCUUCCUUGAUCAGCAUUUUCACUAACACUACCAAGCCCGAUGACAAAGGCGAGCAUGGAUAUGGAACUCCACUGCCUGCCCAGUCCAUCAUAUCUUUGAUUCUCUGGUUUGCCUGCCUUCUUUAUGCUUCCAUUAGAAAUUCCUCAAACACCUCACUUGGAAAAAUAACUGGAGGAGAGGAGAAUAUUCAACUUAGUGGGUCCAGAGAUGCCAUAAUAACUCAGGAUGAUGCAGAGACUGGAAACUCGAAGACUUGGGAUAAUGAGUCUGAUGGAGUUGCAUAUUCCUACUCUUUCUUCCAUUUCAUGUUUGGAUUGGCUUCCCUCUAUGUUAUGAUGACAUUAACAAGUUGGUACAAACCUGAUAACGACUUGACUCAUCUGAACAGCAACAUGGCUUCUGUCUGGGUGAAAAUUAUUUCGUCGUGGUUGUGCUUGGCACUUUACGGUUGGACGAUGGUUGCUCCAGCUCUCUUCCCAGAUAGAGAAUUCUAA